CGGAGGUUCCGUGACCGCGGGCCGGGAGCGGCGGCGCCGGGCCCUGCUCGGGGUCCCCAGGAGAGGAUGGUGUAAGGCCAGCUGUGCUGCCCCUCGGAGCCGCGUGGUGCCCGGAGCUCAGGGAGGAGCAUGGCCGCAGCUCAGGGAGCGGGAGGCGGCUCGGGCCCAGCCGCGCCCUCGGGCCCGCCCGCUUCUGCCCCGGGGCACGGCAGCGGCUCCACGGCGGUGGCGGUGUGGGAAUGGCAGGAUGAGUUCGGCAGGUGGAGGCCGUACCGAGGCAAUGUCUGCAGCUACAUUGAGCAGGUUAUCCAGGCCUCGCAGCAGAAGGGCCGGCGCUCGGGGUCGGGGCUGGUCAGCAGCAUUCCUUUGGGACACGCCGAUCCCGCCUUGGCUCCCUAUGUCAUCGACAUUCCAAGCCUGACGCAGUUCCGGCAGGAUACAGGGACCAUGCGGGCUGUCCGCAGGCACGUCUUCCCGGGGGACUCUGCCGCUGGCCAGGGCGUCGUGUGGGAGUGGCAGAACGACGAGGGCGGCUGGUCCCCGUACGAGAUGAACGUCUGCGUGUUCCUGGAGCAGGCCCGUGCCACCAACCACCAGCGAGUGGAUCUGGGGCCCUUGGGCUACAACUAUGAAGUUGACUUUGUGGCUCAGGUGCAGACCAACAAGAGCACGCGCUUCCGCCGCAGCGUUCAGAGGCGCUUGGACGCCCCGUACCCGGUGACCACCUCCACCACACCCCUUCACACUGGCGUGGGAUGUUCUUGCCAGCAGUGCUGGCCAAACAGCGGGACUGGCCCCAUCACCACGCGCUACCGACACUCCACAAACUCCCCCAACUCUGCCACUGCUCAUCAGGUUCCCGGGAGGACAGCAUCUGUAAGUUCCUCCAACGUCGGCUUCGUGCCCUAUAACAAACCUGCUUUGACUGGAGCGAGGUCAACACCGAGACUCAAUGCACAGAGCACCUUGGUUUUGGCUCAGACUGGGAACCUCAGUGCAGCAUUGGCAGCAUCUAAUGGAGUCAGUGCCCAGGCCCUGCCUGUCAAGAUGUCCAAAUCCAGCAGGGUGAGCCAGGCCCUGGCAGCCACGCCAACAGAGCCAGAGUCAGUGGUGAAGAAGUACCUGGAGGAGCUGAAGGGAGCUCCUGCUGAUGAGGACUGCAUGAUCUGCAUGGAGAAGCUCUCCUCCCCCUCGGGCUACAGCGACUCGUGCCCCUCCAGCAGCAUCAGGCCAGAGGCCGUGGGACGCCUGAGGAGCUGCCAGCACUCCUUCCACCUGCUCUGCGUGCUGGCCAUGUACUCCAACGGGAACAAGGAUGGCAGUUUGCAGUGUCCCUCCUGUAAAACCAUCUACGGGGAGAAAACCGGUACCCAGCCCAAAGGGAAGAUGGAGAUCUCCACUUUCCCCCAGUCCCUGCCAGGACACAAGGACUGUGGGACAAUCAGGAUUGUGUAUCACAUCAGCAGGGGCAUCCAGGGCCCAGAGCACCCCAACCCUGGGAUGCCAUACACAGCCAGAGGCUUUCCUCGCUAUUGUUACCUGCCAGACAAUGAGAAGGGCAGGAAGGUGCUGGAGCUGCUGAAGGUGGCCUGGAAGCGACGCCUGAUUUUCACAGUGGGCACCUCCAACACCACGGGCGAGAGCAACACGGUGGUGUGGAACGAGAUCCACCACAAGACUGAGAUGGACUCAAACCUCAGUGGCCAUGGCUACCCCGACCCCAACUACCUGGACAAUGUGCUGGCAGAGCUGGCUGCCCAGGGUGUCACUGAGGACUGCCUGGGCCAGUGAGCCUCAGGGGCCACUAGUGCACUUAUUCCUGAUGCCUUAAGCUCCCUGUCUGACCACCCAUCACACUGAGCAAUAACAGUUCUGUGGGAGCCCUGCCCGCUCUUCACAUUUUUUUGGUGGGGGGGUGUGGGGGAGGGAAGGAUAUUUUUGUAGAAGCUGUGCUUGUGUCUCUGGGUGGGAUUGAUGGCUGCAGCCUGGAGCAGCUGGGAUGGGACUGAGGUGACAAAUCCCCUGGGGAAGGCAGGACCUUCCUUUGGGAAUGCCUGGGGACAGGAUGGGAGAGGAGAGUGCCUUGGAACUCAAGGUCCUUGUUUUGGGACACAUCAGCUCCCUGUCUGAGGCACCUCUUGCCUCCCUCCUGCUGUGUAUCUCUGCUCAGCCCCAAUAAACUCUUCAUUCUCACAGCAAGA
Messenger RNA from Melozone crissalis (California towhee), 2201 nucleotides. RefSeq names its product deltex E3 ubiquitin ligase 2 (gene DTX2). The record is from RefSeq and is a predicted model, not a curated record. Gene Ontology annotation, biological process: protein ubiquitination; Notch signaling pathway. Gene Ontology annotation, molecular function: ubiquitin protein ligase activity; zinc ion binding. Bases 130 to 1791 code for a protein of 553 amino acids. The transcript is spliced from 9 exons. Lineage: Eukaryota; Metazoa; Chordata; Aves; Passeriformes; Passerellidae. Gene Ontology annotation, cellular component: nucleoplasm.